Molecule: messenger RNA, 7419 nt
Organism: Cyprinus carpio (common carp)
Lineage: Eukaryota; Metazoa; Chordata; Actinopteri; Cypriniformes; Cyprinidae
Gene: dennd4c
Product: DENN domain containing 4C
Biological process (GO): regulation of Rab protein signal transduction
Cellular component (GO): cytoplasmic vesicle
Molecular function (GO): protein binding
Source: RefSeq, a predicted model, not a curated record
AGAGGAAAUGUGGAGCAGCGAGUCAUUCAUGGGCGGGUCCAUCCGCCUCCAGCAGUCAGUCCGAGAAACCCGAGAGCGCACCAAAGUAACAAAACACAAACAUGGCGCCUACUUACUGCAGUACAGACUAGCGCUGGACGGAAACAAAGUUUCCAGGAAUUAAACCCAACGAGCUCACACUGAGUGGACGUUUAUUCUCGCUCGAGUCGGAGUGGACGGGUUGGAAGUUGCGACUGGCCUACAUGUCAACGCGUUUUCUUAGAGUGCUUUGAACAGCUGGUCCGUCCAGCCCAUGAUUGAGGAUAAGGGUCACCGUGUGACAGACUAUUUUGUUGUGUCUGGCCUGACUGACAAGUCCACACCACUAGAGCAAUCACAGACCUCUAAUGAAGCCAAGUCCAGUGGGCCCAAGGCACCCAUCACAGACCUUGCCGUCAUCAACAAGUCUGCCGGAGAAACUGUGCCUGAAGGUUUCACAUGCAUUGAGAGUACCUACAGUGGCCAACCGGCCAAUCUCAACCAUGGCAGCCUCAAGAGCCCAGAACUCUUCCUGUGUUACAAGAGGGGUCGUGGGAAGCCCCCACUCAUUGACAUCGGGGUCCUAUAUGAGGGGAAAGAGCGUCUUAUUCAGGGUUGUGAGGUCAUUGAGGCCACACCGUUUGGCCGCUGUGCAAAUGUCAACAACAGCUCUGCCACAUCCCAGCGCAUAUUCAUUACAUUCCGCCGACCCCCUGUCCAGCCCCAGAACUCAUUGGCUGUGACUGACAUCUGCGUCAUCAUCACAAACAAGGGCGAGACUCCUCCUCACACUUUCUGUAAAGUGGCCAAGAACUUCAACUGUGGCUUGUGGGGAUCGAGUGUAUUUUUGUGUUACAGAAGUCAGUGUCUGCGUCCCAACUCCAUUGCUUAUAAGGCUGAUCUGAUCUUUCGCUAUCCUGAGGAGGACUAUGAAUCAUUUCCCCUCUCUGAGUCUGUACCCCUCUUUUGCCUUCCUAUGGGGGCCAAGAUUGAGUGCUGGGCUCCUAACACACGCUACCCUUUACCUGUCUUCUCCACAUGUUUGUCCCUCACCAACUCCAAUGGAGAAAAGGUGUAUGGAGCUGGAAUACAGUUCUAUGAGCCAUAUCCUGUGGGUCUCAGCGAGAAACAAAAGAUCCAGCUAGGUCUGGUCUCCACUGUGGACAAAAAAGGCCAUCCCAACCGCACAGUCAACACCAAACAAGUAUGCAUCUGCCUGCUGUCCCGCUGGCCUUUCUUUAGUCCUUUCAGGAAGUUCCUAAUGUUCCUUUACAAGCUGUCAGCCAAUGGAGUCAACCCUCUGCCCAUUGAGAAACACAUAUCCCAUUUCAUGCACAAUGUCUCCUUCCCUUCUCCUCAGAGACCAAGAAUACUGGUCCAGCUGUCGGCACAUGACACCUUAAUCCUGUCCCAACCUGUCUGUACACCUUUACCACUAAGUGGAGCAGACUACAGCACACUGCUGAUGAAUCUGGGCCCAGAAAACUGUGCCACUCUGCUACACUUUAUCCUUCUGGAAAGCAAGAUCCUGUUGCACUCCCCUCUGAGACCAGCCGUACUGACUGGGGUGGCUGAGGCUGUUGUGGCGAUGAUCUUCCCAUUCCAGUGGCAGUGUCCUUAUAUCCCUCUUUGCCCUCUGUCUCUGGCGGGGGUCCUCAAUGCACCAUGUCCCUUCAUUGUGGGCGUUGACUCUCGAUACUUUGAUCUCUACGAUCCCCCACCUGAUGUGGUCUGUGUGGACUUGGACACCAACACUAUAUACUUGUCUGAUGAAAAAAGAAAUAGUAACUGGAAGAACCUCCCAAAGAAGCCCUGCAAAGGUCUCAUACACUCUCUAGGAAAUCUUCACCAUCAGCUUGCCACUGUUCGGCGUACAGCACUAGAAGGCUUGGCGGUGGAGAUGACCCCUAUCGAAGCAGACUUUACCUGGCAUAAGAAAAAGACAGAGCUGGAGAUGGAGAUUCAGGAGGCGUUCCUGCGCUUUAUGGCAUGCAUACUGAAGGGCUACCGAACCUACCUCAAGCCAAUCACACAAGCACCUUCUGAGAAAGCUACUGCUGCAGACUCACUCUAUGACCUGCAAGGAUUCUUAAAGAGUAGAGAUCGUGCGCAUCAGAAGUUCUACUCUCAGCUCACCAAGACUCAGAUCUUCAUCCGCUUCAUUGAGGAAUGUACUUUUGUUAGCGACAAAGACACCAGCUUGGCUUUCUUUGAUGACUGCAUUGGAAAACUUUUUCCUUCCGACAAAGGAACAGAAAAGGGUACAAAGGCUGAAGGUGAGUCAUCUGAGGACACCAGGCUGAUGGAACUGGAUGAGUCACUGAAGAGUGAGCACACAGUCUUCGUCAUGCCUCCGGAACCACCGCCAGCAGAAGAUGGUCCUGACCCCCCUCCCAAAUAUAGUUAUAAGAAUUUCCCUAGUUUAAGUUUGGAGCUGUUUGAUCGUCCACAAGAGCUGAGACCAGCACUGAGUACAGGAGCAGCAGGGGCCAGUGUGUCCAGCAGCCCUGCCCUGUUAGCCAAGAGAACGAAACAGGAAAUCAAAAUGGCCUACAAGCUGGCAAAGCGUUUCUAUUCCAAUCCUCCCCAGUGGGCAAAGUGUCUGUUUAGUCACUGCUACAGUCUGUGGUUCAUCUGUCUUCCUGCCAGCAUGCGUACAGCCCAAUCCAAAUCCCGCAACAUGCAGCAGGCCUUCAAUGUUCUGCUCAAGAUGAGGAGCUCUGAGGUGGAAGUGCUCGAUGAGGUGUGUUACCGUGUGGUGAUGCAGUUGUGUGGUUUGUGGGAGAUGCCUGUCAUGGCUGUGCGUGUCUUAAUGGAGAUGAAAAAGGCUGGUGUUGAACCCAAUGCUAUUACUUAUGGAUACUACAACAAGGCUGUCCUUGAAAGUCCUUGGCCAAGUCGUAACCGUAGCGGACUCUUCAUGUGGACCAAAAUGCGGAACCUGGUGCGAGGAGUGGUGCAGUUUAAGCAGGCGUUGCGUGGAACAGCACUUAAAGGAGGACCUUCCCUGAUAACCACAGAGCUUUCAGCGGGUACAGCAGCAGGUGCUGAUGGAGACAGUAUUGACAGCUCAAAUGAGCCUGUUGUAGAGGAACACAUUCUCUUCCCUCACAGCCUUAUAGUUGAGGAUGCUAUUGACAGUGAAUAUAGUACAGCUGGUCAGUCUGAUCACGGUUAUGGAUCUAAGAACAAGCUGCCCCAGGACCUUACUGAUGAACCUAUAACCUCUCCACCUCUCUCCACCAACCACACUAGCAGUAGCAAAGCAACCAAGAUCCAAAAUGGGGACGAUGUUGCUAGUUCUGUAGACAGUGUUGUAGCUGUGACGGAGUCCCACAGCACUGCUGAGAUAGCACCUUCUGUUGCCAGCAUUGUUAAACUGUCUACUGAGAUCCCUGUCCACUUUGACAGCAGUGCAGACAGGGGAGAAACUGCAGGUGUAUGUACAACUAAGCUCUUCAUUCCCCGUAAGAAGAGUGAAGAUCUGGCCCUGCCUGUGGAGGAUGACUCAGUAAUCACAGUUUCACAACUCUCUCAGGCUGGACAGCAACAAAGGAUGAAAGCUUUUGUGGAGCGGAGCUGCAGUUUCAGUGCAGAGAGCAAAGCUGGCAUGCUACAAAAGAAGGGCAGUCUGGAGCUCAGUGCUGAUCACAUGGGCGCAGAUGCAAAAAUCCUUGCAUCCGCAUUCUCUGGCAGUCUGACCCCUCCUCCAUUUACAACCAUCACUCCCUUUAAAGAGUGUAAGAUGGAGGCUACAACAAGCUCUGCCCUCCAGCAGGAACAUGAAGUAAGGCAGAAGGAACACAAAGCAUUCAGUUCUGUGGAAGAGAAAGUGGAGAAAAGUAGAGAGCAGAAAGAUUCGGUAGACACACCCCAGGGGGGUGAAGUUGUUGGGCGAAGCAUAAGCAGUGGCUCUACCUCCUCUAAAGCUGUGGAAAGGGAGGAUGUUGAAGUGGGGGCGGAUCCUCUUUCACUCUUUGCAUCGGAAACUGAGGAUGCAACAUCCAUUCAGAGCCAGGAGUCCACACGGCCGUUUCCACCUAUGGUGUCAAGGAACCUUGCAGAUGAGAUUGAGAUGUACAUGAGCCUCAAGAGCCCCUUGAAUGGUAAAUCUUCCAGCAUGGAGUUGCAGCAGGGAUCAAACCACAAAUCAGUUAACUGUCCAGACUCUCCUGAAAUAAAGCAGUCUUUGGAAAGAAGAUCAAGCCUUCCAAUCGGUCCAGUCAAAAUUGCUAGUUUAACAGAGACUCCAAAGCGUAGCCCUGCUGUCACGCGCUCUAAGACAUUUGCAGUCAAGUCCCCCAAGACACCAGGCUCUGCAGGUCAAAGGUCAUCAUCACUGACUGCGCUUGUAAAGUCAUCACAGAGCAGUUCAUUGGGAUCCGUCAUCAACUCCAUAUCAGGCAUCAAGAUGGACUCUCUGCUGUUAGGGCCUAAAGUAGAUAUGCUCAAGUCAGGCAUGAAGCAAGCAGCCAAUGUGGCCAGCAAAAUGUGGGAUGCAGUGGCCUCAGCCUACUCCUACUCGGAUGAUGAGGAGGAAAGCUCACAGCCCCGAGACAGUUUCCCUGCUAGGCUAGAAGAGCAGUUGUUGUCUGCAGAAGGAGCAACAGAUAACACUUUACCCAGAGGCCUGAUGCCCAGCUUGGCCUCAAACGGGCUCACACACAGCAACACCAGCCUGGGCAGCAGCAGUGAAAGCAGCGAUACCAGCCGUGCACAGCUGUCGACAUCUUUGACUCCAGGCCGCUCACUGAGAGGUGCAGACUCCGAGAGGUCUGAACAUAGUUCCUCUCAUCAUGCCAGCACCUCCAGCAUUUACCAGAAUUGUGCUUUAGAGGUUCUAAUGUCCAGCUGCUCUCAGUGUCGGUCUUGUGAAGCUCUGGUGUAUGACGAGGAGAUCAUGGCAGGCUGGACAGCUGAUGACUCCAAUCUGAACUGCACCUGUCCUUUCUGUCAAAUCUCUUUUCUCCCUCUACUCCAUGUUGAGUUCCACGACCUGCGUUCUACACCGGGCUUCUACUUGAAGACAAGCACAUCAGGAGACAGUAUUAACAGCUCCAGCACACAUCCGGCCACCUCUGGCUCCUCUGAAGUGAAAGUGGGUUGUUCUAGUGACCCUCCAGACCUCAUGAGCUCCCCAGAAUCUCCUGAGGACAGCAAAGGUCCUGUUGAGAUGCCUGUCACUCAAACUGGAACCCCAAAGAUCCUUGUACCAGAGCCAGUACAUUCAGACCCCCUGGGUCUCAUGGAGAAACAAGCUGAGAAACGCAACACUUUAACUCGGAGCAACAGUGUGGGAGGCCCACUGCAGAGUUUGGACUUGAUCCACAGACCCAAUCAUGGCAUUUCCACUACCAGCCUGCCCAACAGCCUACAAGAGGUGGUGGACACCCUGAGUCAAAAGUGGCCGAACCCAAAACCAGUUUCUGUGCCGUAUCUCAGUCCACUGGUCCUCCGCAAAGAGUUGGAAUCGCUGUUAGAGAAUGAGGGGGAUCAGGUAAUCUAUACUCAUAAGUUCCUCAGUCAGCACCCCAUCAUCUUCUGGAACCUGGUGUGGUAUUUUCGGCGUUUAGACCUGCCCAGCGUUCUGCCUGGACUCAUUCUCACAUCUGAACACUGCAACAAUGGAGUGCAGCUCCCACAGACAGCUUUGUCUCAGGACAGUAAGCUGGUGUAUGUGCAGCUGCUGUGGGACAAUGUCAACUUACACCAGGAGCCCACAGAGCCCCUCUAUCAGCUUUGGAGGACCUUCUUGCAAAAAAAGGGCACUCUAGCCCCCACUGACCACCAGGAGACUCGGACUCUGCUGAACAGCAUUGUACGCAGCAUUCAGACGAACGAUGUUUACGGCCCCAUCAACAUGCUCCUCAGGGAGAUCAAGAAACGCCCAGAAGUUAAACGCCAGAGGAGUAUCUACAGGGAAAUUUUAUUUCUGUCACUUGUUGCCUUAGGAAGGGAGAACAUUGAUAUUGAGGCCUUUAAUCGUGAAUACCGGCUUGCAUACAAAGAGCUCAGCACAGAACAGCUGAAAGUCCUAUCCCCCAUUGACAGACCACCUAGCAACAACGUGCAGUGGUGCCUCAAGUGCUUCGGAGCCCCGUUCAUCUGAUCUCAGUGACUGUAAAAGUCAGGGAGAGAAUUGUACAGUCAUUUAAUUCAUUUGCACCGUCACCUGAAAUGGUACUUUUUAUCAUCCACCAAAAUAAAAACGAACUGGCUUCUUUGUUCUGAAAUUCCUGAGAGUGUCAUGGCACCAACCGUACAGCAGGUAGACAGUGUAUUUUACUGGUGGUUUUCAGAUGUUGAACUGCCUCUUGUGUGUGAGCCCAUUUCAAACUGCAGUGGAAGUAAAUGAAAGACUGAAAAAAUCUAUUCACUGUAAGAUGUUUCUCUACACUGCCUUCACUCUGGCCUAUCUCUUCAGCUGACCUGUGGAAGGAUUUUGUGGAUAUGGAGAGUGUGUUCUGGAGAGGUGUCAGUGACAAUGGUCUUAUUUGAUGUGCACAUUUAGAAAUGGUUGCUUUAUCAUUCUCCAUUGUUGCCAUGUAUUUUAUAUAUAUAUUUUUCUAUAUUGGGAUAUUUGCUUUUCUCAAUGUGAGCGAUCUUUGGCUAGAUUUUGUGGAGUCUUAAACACAGAGCCCUUUAAGGUUAAUGUGGGCUUUGAGUGUCACAGUGCAAGGUGAGAGGUUUGUGUGUGCGAGAGAGUGUGUUUGAGCAUGUACAUUAGAUAGACCACACCUUAAAGUGAUAUACUGUGAAAGAGGACAAUCAGAUGAAUUUCAGAACAUUCCAGAAACCAUCUCUAAUGUCUUAAACAGGCUAGAAUCAAUACGAGUGAUGGUAUAGUGAUAAACUGUUAUUUCUUAAAAAUAGAUACUUUUAUCCUAAAUGUAGGAUUUUGAUGUAUUGUGGGAAAUAUUGUGACAUACAUCCGGAAUGGAGGAGAUGAUUUAUGAAGUGAAAUAACUCCUUAUUAAUGCAUUCAUAGUUUUUUUCUUUUUCUUAUUUUUUUCUUUCUUUUUUUUUUUUUAGAAAUACACUUUGAUUAAUUUGUAAUCUCAUAUGUAUGCAGAAACAACUCUUUAACACAGAAUGGAAAACGUUAAUAGAAACUCAAAUAGGAAAUAUAUAGAAAUAUUUUUAAAACUUGCUUUUUAAUCUACUAGAUGACUUUCGUUAUAGCAAACUAGUGUCCAUUCAUUUUAUUAAAAUCUUUUUCCAGUCCCAUUGUACUUGCGAAUCCAAAGGAUGUAAAAACCUUUCAGUUACUGCCGUUAGCGAAUGAAUCAUUGAAUAAAUCAAAAUAGUUAUUGUGCCUUGUCAUCAAGUGAAGGUAGGACUUGUGGAUUUGUAAAAUAUGCGAUUAAUUUACUACUAAUAAAUUAAUAUGAUGGAGUGAAA